GGGGGCGGGGUUUAAGGUUGCCAAGAUGGCGGCCCGCAGGUUGAGGCAGUUGCUACGCGGCGGCGGCGUCUCCUUCUUCUCUCAGCUCGUCCCCGGCCCCUGGCUCUCUCCGGCCGGCUGUUGCCGCCGCUACAGCAGCAGCAGGAGCAGCCUGUACGACCAUGUGAGGGAUGGCUACUCCGACAGGCCUUGCCUGGACAUGGGCACCGUCUGCGCCCGCACACAGGCCGUGCUGGACAACGUGGGGCAACGCAAGGGGGAACUGACCGGGCCCGACGUGUCUGAUAUUGUGUCUACGUGGCAAAAAUUAACAAAAGUAAAAGAGGAAAUUGAGAAGUUGGAGAAUGAGAAAAGCGAUAUCAGUGUUUCAGUUAAAGCUCUUGUGGAUAAGGAAAACAAAGAAACUCUUCAGUCACAUCCUGAAUUCUUACGGCUGCGAAAACGGGGGAAGGAAAUUCGCUUGGAAUUAAAUGUACUCUAUGAUCAAGAGAAUCAGCUGGAUGAACGCUUCUAUGUGAAAGCAUUGAAGCUACCAAACUGGACUCAUCCUAGUGUGCCCAUAGGUGAUGAAAGCCAGGCUGUUGUGGUUGAAAUGGUUGGGGAGAAACCAGUGUUUGAUUUUAAACCCAAAGGUCAUUUGCAAAUUGGCGAGGAUCUGGACAUUAUCAGACAGAGGCGGCUCUCGCAUGUGUCCGGUCAUCGAUCCUACUACCUCCGAGGAGCGGGCAGCGAACUGCAGCUCGCCUUGGUCCAAUUCACAAUGAACAAGCUGCUCAAGAAGGGAUUUGUUGCAAUAACCGUUCCAGAUAUGCUGAAAGGGGCUGUGUUUGAGGGCUGUGGGAUGAGGCCCAACGCCAAGUCCUCCCAGGUUUACCAGCUCGACCCCACUCGCUUUGAAGAUCUCUCUCUCGCGGGGACAGCUGAGGUCGGCAUCGCAGGGUACUUCAUGGAUCAUGCCGUUGACAUCCAGGAUCUGCCCAUGAGGAUGGUGUGCAGUAGUACGUGCUACCGUGCAGAGACUGACACGGCCAGGGAGCCUUGGGGUCUCUACAGAGUUCACCACUUCACCAAGGUGGAGAUGUUUGGAGUGACGGCUGCAGAGACUGGAACCGAGAGCACAGAGUUACUGGAUGAGUUUGUGUCGCUGCAGAAAGAAAUCUUCUCUGAUCUUGGACUCCAUUACAAACUCCUGGAUAUGCCAACUCAGGAACUUGGGCUGCCUGCUUACCGCAAGUUUGACAUCGAAGCCUGGAUGCCCGGAAGGGGAGAUUACGGAGAGAUUUCCAGUGCCUCUAACUGCACCGAUUACCAAAGCAGAAGGCUGAAUAUCAUGUACUAUGAUGAAGCACCUCUGUUGAAGUAUGCUCACACUGUCAACGGGACAGCGUGUGCAGUUCCCCGCACUAUGAUCGCUCUGUUGGAAUGUAACCAGACGAAGGAUGGAAGCGUGCGUGUCCCGAAGGUCCUGCAACCGUACCUCGGAAGAGAAAUGCUCACUCACCCCGGGCACAGCCCCCUGCGUUAUAUUGGACCCAACCAGUACCAGAGGAAUCUUAGCAAGACGGAAUGAGGUCCAGAUGCAUCUCAAGUCGAGUCAAGUCCAUUUGUCACACACACAUACGAGAUGUGCAGUGAAAUGAAAAGUGGCAAUGCUCGUGGACUUUGUGCAAAAAGACAAACAAACAACCAGAAUAGAAUCUGAGGAUCCCUUCAAUCUAUUGGCUGUGAUUCAGUGAAACAGCAGCUAUGGAGGCUUGAUGGGAGAGCACUGGACUCAUUGGACAAUCUCUGGUUUUUUUCUCUCUCUCUCUUCGAUAGCUGGGCGUGGAAGUGCCUCACCUCCAGCUCCAUCAUCAGAAGAGAGUCUCUUUCUCCUGUACCUGGCUCAGAUAUGGGCCACGGACUCUCGCCAGGAUGGGAGAGAAGAGAAGAGAAAAGGUGGUGGUAGGGGGAGCAGUAAUGGCACAGACAAUUGUUGGGAGGGGGACUAAUUGGAACUUGAACAUUCUCCUGAACCAAAGAUGGGAUCAAUAAGUAAUCAAUCCAGAGCAGAUAUCCUUCCUAUUAUCCACAGUGUUGCAUCUGAUGUUUUUUUCACUUUGAUGAGAGGACUCUUUCACCCCUUGUUUCUGCAGCAUUACUGCUCCAAAACUAACCAGCCAUCAACCACAAUCAGCUACUAUUGGUGGCUGAACCUGCCCCUUUUAAGUUUUACCACCAGAAGCUGGUUGGCACUGUGCGUCAGUUUGGUAUCAGGCCCCUGUGAGGAGUCAACGUUAACACUGGCAAGGCUGGCAUUCCCGAGAUCAAGACUCACUGGAUUGUUCUGAUGAUGGGGUUGGGGCUGGACAUGGAAGUCCAGAGUUCUUUAGUGGGAGUGAAGCAGUGACCUUCUGAUUUACUCUGGUCCCUUAACACUCAUCCUUGCGCGGCACGGUGGUAGAGUUGCUACCCUACAGUGCCACGGGUCCGGGUUCGAUCCCGACUAUGGGUGCUGUCUGUACGGAGUUUGCACGUUCUCCCCGUGACCUGCGUGGGUUUUCUCCGAGAUCCUCAGUUUCCUCCCGCACUCCAAAGACGUACAGGUUUGUAGGUUAAUUGGCUUGGUGUGAAUGUAAAUUGUCCCUAGUGUGUGUGUAUGUAGGAUAGUGUUAAAGUGUGCGGGGAUCGCUGGUCGGCGCGGACCCGGUGGGUCGAAGGGCCUGUUUCCGUGCUGUAUCUCUAAACUAAACCAUAAAAGGAACACUUAGCCAAGCGUAUGUCUGCCCUGUGACUCCUCCGCUGAUGUUGACUUUGUUGUCUGUAGCUGUUGCUUAAUCAUCAGUGCAACAGUCCAGGGAGCAGUUGCAGAAAAGCUUUGUAGCAGAUGGUGGAGUUUUAAUUUUACUGAAAGCAAUCAUGAAACAGUAGAGACCCACUACCCAAGACAUAAAAGAGCCUGGAAAUGUGAAUCACUGGUGGUGGAAUUCUUUGUAGAAGGAAAAUUUAAAAAUUAUUGUGUUUUUUUUUUUUUUUUGCAAGUUUAAUUUGCAAGUUGCACUGAGAAUUCCAGGCAAUCUUUUUGCAGUAACGCAGGCAAUGUCCCUUGAGUUUGAAGAACUCGUUGUCCCCCCCUACUUUGCUCAGGAAAUAUACAGCAACCCGCCCUUCGUUAACUCUGCAGCCAAUCCGCGCUACCUCUGCAGUCUUUGGAUGGGUUUAGAUUGAAUUGAUCGAUUGAAAGAGUCACAAGGUGUAGGAAGGAACUGCAGGUGCUGGUUUAAACCGAAGAUAGACUCAAAAUGCUGGAGUAACUCAGCGGGUCAGGCAGCAUCUCUGGAGAGAAGGAACAGGUGACGUUUCGGGUCGAGACCCUUCUCCAGACUGAGUCGGGGGAGAGGGAAACGAGGGUCAUAGUUUAAGGAUAAGGGGGAAAUCUUUUAGGACUGAGAUGAGAAAAACUUUUUUCACACAGAGAGUGGUGAAUCUGUGGAAUUCUCUGCCACAGAAGGUAGUUGAGGCCAGUUCAUUGGCUAUAUUUAAGAGGGAGUUAGAUGUGGCUAAAGGGAUCAGGGGGUAUGGAGAGAAGGCAGGGAUGGGAUACUGAAUGGAUGAUCAGCCAUGAUUCAGAUUCAGAUUCAAUUUAAUUGUCAUUGUCAGUGUACAGUACAGAGACAACGAAAUGCAUUCAUCUGAUCAUAUUGAACGGCGGUGCAGGCUCGAAGGGCCGAAUGACCUACUCCUGCACCUAUUUUCUAUGUUUCUAUGAGAGAUAUGGACGGCGACGUGGAGAGAUAUAGAACAAAUGAAUGAAAGAUGUGCAAAAAAGUAACGAUGAAAAAGGAAACAGGCCAUUGCUAGCUGUUUGUUAGGUCUCUACCCGAAACAUUACCCAUUCCUUCUCUCCAGAGGUGCAGCCUGACCCUCUGAGUUAUUCCAACACUUUGAGUCUAUCUAGGAAAAACCAGCAUCUGCAGUCUGAACAAGGGUCUCGACCUGAAACGUCACCCAUUCUUAGAAAUAUAGAAACAUAGAAAAUAGGUGCAGGAGGAGGCCAUUCGGCCCUUCGAGCCUGCACCGCCAUUCAUUGUGAUCAUGGCUGAUCGUCCCCAAUCAAUAUCCCGUGCCUGCCUUCUCUCCAUAUCCCCUGACUCCACUAGCCCCUAGAGCCCUAUCUAACUCUCUUAAAUCCAUCCAGUGAUUUGGCCUCCACUGCCCUCUGUGGCAGGGAAUUCCACAAAUGCACAACUCUCUGGGUGAAAAAGCUUUUUCUCACCUCAGUCUUAAAUGGCAUCCCCUUCAUUCCAAGACUGUGUGUGGCCCCUGGCCCAACAUUUCUCCUGCAUCCAGCUUGUCCUUCUCUCCAGAGAUGCUGCUUGUCCCGCUGAGUUACUCCAGCAUUUUGUGCCUAUCUUCGGUUUAAACCAGCAUCUGCAGUUCCUUCCUACACUGAAUUCCAAAAAUAUUGAGGUGGAAUGAUGGAAACAGUAGCUUGACUGGAUGGUACAAUUGGGAAAGAUGUGGUUGAGCUAACUAUAUUAUCGGUACAUUUAGGAGUUUUUAUAUCCAAUUCCUUAUUUGCCCUGGCAGGUGGAUGGAUGAAAUCUCGUUUUCAGAGACUUUGUCUCGUAGCCAACAAUUGACCUUCAAACAUCUUAACAUCAUUAUCACAAACCCACUGCUGUCUGCCUUGGCAAAUUAGCUGCUGCAGUUGCUGCCUCCCAACUCAAUUCCACCUAAUGCUAAGCUGUAAAGUGCAUUGGGAUGAGCAGUGGAUGUGAAAUGUAUUACAGAAUUGGCAAUCAACUGUUUUAAUGCCCAAAUGGAAUUCAAAAUAAAUAUUCAUCAUGUUUCAACAGA
Leucoraja erinaceus (little skate) is the source of this 4839-nucleotide messenger RNA. RefSeq names its product seryl-tRNA synthetase 2, mitochondrial (gene sars2). The record is from RefSeq and is a predicted model, not a curated record. Gene Ontology annotation, molecular function: ATP binding; serine-tRNA ligase activity; tRNA binding. Gene Ontology annotation, cellular component: mitochondrion. Lineage: Eukaryota; Metazoa; Chordata; Chondrichthyes; Rajiformes; Rajidae. The transcript has 16 exons. The coding region runs from base 26 to 1570 and encodes 514 amino acids. Gene Ontology annotation, biological process: mitochondrial seryl-tRNA aminoacylation.